AUGACGUUUGUUUAUGGGGAUCCUGUAUUAGAAAGACGAGAUCAAGUUUGGGAACGUCUUACGCAUUUCUCAACGACAAGAACUGGAUCUUGGUUUAUGAUAGGAGAUUUUAAUGAAAUUACAAGGCAUGAUGAUAAGGUUGGGGAAAGACAACGGCCUGAUAGUUCAUUCCUGCCUUUUAAGCAGAUGCUUAAUGAUUGUGGAAUGCUAGAGUUCCCUUUCACGGGAGAAAUGCUUUCAUGGGUAGGGAAGAGAGCAGGCGGCUCAACUGUUAGAUGUCGCUUAGACAAAACAGUAGGAAAUGCAGAUUGGCAUGAGAAAUUUCCCCACUCGUCUAUCAAGUAUAUGAGGUUGUGGGGAUCAGACCAUCGUCCGAUUCUUGCAGAUAUGCUCAUAAAGCCAAUAAGAAGAUCAAAAAAAUUCAAGUUUGAUAAAAGAUGGCUAGAUAAUGAUGAGUUAAGGCAUGUCAUUCUUGAGGGAUGGAAAUCUCCUGAUCUUCUUCCCAACGCGACUAUUAUGGAACAUAUUUCAAGCUGCCGAAAAGCCUUGAGCGAAUGGAGGAGACAGCAUAAUUUUAACUCUGCGAAAUUAGUGGAGGAGCUUAAAGAAAAAGUGGAAGCGUUGAAGGAGCUCUCUGAUGCUUUUAAGGCAGAAGAAAUGUUCUGGAAACAAAAAAGUCGAGUGUUUUGGCUGAGAGAGGGGGAUCGAAAUACAAAAAAAAUUCAUGCCUUGACAAAGCAAAGGAGAGCAAGGAAUAAAAUUACGCAGCUCCUAGACGCUGAUGGGAAUAUAGUCGAGGAUGAAGAAGGCUUAGUAGCCAUUGCUACUAGCUAUUUUAGACAGAUCUUUGAAUCGUCUAACCCAGAGGACAUUGCAGAGGCACUAGCUAAUGUUCCUACGACAAUCACUGGGGCAAUGAAUGAUAACCUUACAGCUCCGGUAACAGAAUGGGAGGUCAAAUUAGCACUUUUUGCUAUGCAUUCAGAAAAAACCCCAGGACCAAAUGGGAUGACUGCGCUUUUCUAUCAAAAAUUCUGGGAUAAUGUAAAGGAUGAUUUAACUCUUAUGGUUAAUAAAUUCCUUAUUGAGGGAACGGUGGUGAAUGGACUAAAUGAUACAAAUAUAUGUCUCAUCCCAAAGACAGCCAAGCCUAAUGACAUGGCUCAAUUCCGACCCAUAAGCCGGUGUAAUGUCAGCUACAAGAUAAUUUCGAAGGAAAUGUUCCACGCGUUGAGAACAAAACCAAGUGGACAAAGUAAAAAGAUGGCCAUUAAGACGGACAUGAGUAAAGCUUAUGACAGGAUGGAAUGGGCGGAGCCCCGUGAAUGUGAAGAAGUAAUGAAAGUAGUUAGGAAAUAUGGUAAAGCAUCAGGCCAAUGUAUCAACUUUGAUAAAUCGUCUUUACUCUUUGGUAAGCGAAUUAAUGCAACCACCAGACAAGAGAUCAAAGAUGCACUUGAAAUACAAAAUGAAAGAGGAAUGGGAACCUACUUAGGUAUCCUGGAAGACAUUAGCGGCUCCAAGUGUAAAUUGUUUGCAUUUCUCAAAGAUAAGUUGAUGCACAGAGUAAAUGGAUGGACAGGUAGAUGGCUCUCAAAAGGAGGGAAGGAGGUUUUGAUAAAAUCUAUUCUGCUAGCUCUUCCGAGUUAUGUCAUGUCUACUUUCUUGCUCCCCUUGGAGAUAUGUGAAAACCUAGCUAGUGCCAUCGCACAAUUCUGGUGGAGCUCUAACCCACCAAAAAAAGGAAUGCACUGGGCGAAAUGGGAAAAAGUAUGUCUACCAAGAGAGGAGGGUGGGAUUGGGCUAGUUCAAUUUCCAGAUUCAUUGGUUUCCCGGGUUUUGAGGGGAAGAUACUACAGAUUAAGUUCACCACUACGAGUACAUUCUUCUAGUAGUCCAUCCUAUGUGUGGACUAGCAUUUCUGCUGCGAGGAAGUUGCUUCUACUGGGAAUCAGACAGAAGAUACACUCAGGGUAUGACGUUAAGGUGUGGGAGGAUCCGUGGAUCCCAACGACCCCAGCGAGGCCAGCUAUCCCUGUUGUGCCAGUUAUGCAUCCCAAUAUGAGAGUAAGUGAUAUCAUUAAUCAGGCAGCAAAUGAUUGGGAUGUUGGACUUUUGGGAAACUAUGUCAAUCUUGAGGACAUACCGCUCAUAAGAAACCUGGCCAUAAGCUCAGCUCAUCGUCGCGAUACCUAUUGCUGGAGCUACACAAGGAAUGGCCUUAAAUCUGGAUACUGGGUGUCACCAAAUUUAUUAAAGCCGGAGGAUGAGAAGGAGGUCUUAGAGCCGAUAACAAGGAACUUAGCGAGACGUAAUAUGAGAUGUGAUAAUUACUGCCCAAGAUGCGGAGAUUUAGAAGAAUCUGUAACCCACGCCAUUUUUGAAUGCCCGCCAGCUUUACAAGUUUGGUCCUUAUCAGCAACUCCAACAAGCCCAGAGGUAUUUCCAGUAUCAAGUGUCUACACAAAUAUGGAAUACCUUUUCUGGAGGAAAAACAAUAUUAUUGAGCCAGAAGAAGACAGAGACCUGUACCCCUGGAUUAUCUGGUAUAUCUGGAAGGCAAGGAAUGAUAAACUGUUCAGGGGGAUCGACAGAGAUCCUUUGGAGUUAGUUCGAUAUGCAGAAAGUGAAUGUCAGGCCUGGUUUGAAGCGAAUGAAGUGGCACAACCAGUGGUACAAGAUAACAAUAUGGAGAAUCCCCAAGUCAUAAGCUUGGGUAAUAUAUGCUUGCUGGAUGGAUCUUUGACUGCCUCUGCCAAUUAUAGUGGAUGUGGGUGGGUUUGGCUGGACAGUAGUGGAAAGACCCAGCUCAUGGGGACAAGAAAUCUCACUCGACGUGAAUCAGCCUUACAUACGGAAGUAGAAGCACUGAGGUGGACGAUGGAGAAUAUGCUUCAGCACUCAAAAUGUCAGAGUUUUGGGACGGACUGCAAGGAGCUGAUUGCAAUGUUAAAGGAGCCUCAUGCUUGGCCAAGCUUUGUGACGGAAUUGGAGAGGAUAGAGGCAUUACAAAUAUGCUUCCCGGAUUUCAACAUCAUACAUGUUCCACGAGCGCGCAAUCAAAUUUCAUAUUUUUUAGCUAAGACUGCUAGAUCCUUCAAUAGGGAGUUAAAUUUUAUUGGUUGUUCUAUUCCGGUCUGA
Molecule: messenger RNA, 3141 nt
Organism: Brassica oleracea var. oleracea
Lineage: Eukaryota; Viridiplantae; Streptophyta; Magnoliopsida; Brassicales; Brassicaceae
Exons: 6
Coding region: 1-3141 (1046 amino acids)
Molecular function (GO): nucleic acid binding; RNA-DNA hybrid ribonuclease activity
Source: RefSeq, a predicted model, not a curated record